Messenger RNA from Nicrophorus vespilloides, 2989 nucleotides. Its product is annotated as high-affinity choline transporter 1. The record is from RefSeq and is a predicted model, not a curated record. The transcript is spliced from 4 exons. The coding region runs from base 665 to 2443 and encodes 592 amino acids. NCBI's taxonomy places the organism in Eukaryota, Metazoa, Arthropoda, Insecta, Coleoptera, Silphidae. Gene Ontology annotation, molecular function: choline:sodium symporter activity. Gene Ontology annotation, cellular component: plasma membrane. Gene Ontology annotation, biological process: choline transport; transmembrane transport; acetylcholine biosynthetic process.
CAGUCCCAAUUGAUCGAUUGCAGAAGUAGAAUUGAUCUCGUGCAUUGUUACCGAAUAAUACUAAUAAUAAUAAUAAAGUAACAAUACCGAUAUCGUGGGUGUACGUAAUGAUCCGCCCGUAUGCAUAACGUGCGGGGGUGGUAUCUGAAGGAAAUAAGGAAGGAGAAGGACGCGGGGGCGGUCCUUUGGCAGUGAUGGGGUUGGUGCGCGUCUGCGGCGCGUCGCCGCCAACGCCAACGUAGGCCUCCGUGGUCCAGGGUUCGCGGGUGUUGCCCAAUAAGGACCCACUGACGUCAUCGGUGUGAUCAAUACCUGGGCCAUGGGCCAGGAUUCCAGUGCGAGUUGAGAAAAUCCGGUGUGCACGUCGUCCUUGUGUGCCUCCAAAGCGAAAAAGAAGGGCUUGAUCUUAAGCGUCCCGUGCGUGCUUUUGGAUGCCUCCGGCGAGCGCCCAUGUGUGCCCUAGGCUUUAGGACAAGGAACAGCCCCUCGCAGAAAACUUCCCUACGCUGGGGCGACUGUUGUUUGGCGUCUUAACGCACUAAACUAAAUAGAAAGAGGUAUAUUUUCGUAAGCCUAAGAACGCGAGAGUUUAUAAAUAUUUAAAAGAAAAAGCAGUGUGAUAAAGUAAAUUUUAAACGAAGGGUGCCUGAUCGAUCGCAGCAAGAUGAUUAACGUGGCAGGAGUGAUCUCGAUCAUCCUGUUCUACAUCCUGAUCCUGGGGGUAGGUAUUUGGGCGGGCCGCAAGAAGGAGGCAGGCAAUGAUUCGGAGGAGGAGGUUAUGCUGGCCGGUCGGAACAUCGGCCUCUUCGUCGGCAUAUUCACCAUGACAGCCACCUGGGUCGGCGGCGGUUACAUAAAUGGAACAGCGGAGGCCAUCUAUACUUCGGGACUGGUAUGGUGCCAGGCGCCGUUCGGCUAUUCUUUAAGUUUAGUUUUUGGGGGUAUCUUCUUCGCAAAUAAGAUGCGGGAACAGGGUUACGUGACGAUGCUGGAUCCCCUGCAGGAUUCGUUCGGUGAGCGGAUGGGGGGUCUGCUCUUCUUGCCCGCCCUUUGUGGUGAAGUUUUCUGGGCUGCCGGGAUUUUGGCGGCCCUCGGGGCCACUCUGAGCGUCAUCAUCGAUAUGGACCAGAAGACGAGCGUUAUUUUUAGCGCGUGCAUAGCGGUAUUUUACACCCUUUUCGGUGGCCUCUAUUCAGUGGCUUACACCGAUGUUAUCCAACUAUUCUGCAUAUUCAUUGGUUUGUGGAUGUGCAUACCAUUUGCAUGGAUGAACGAUAAGGUAAUGCCGCUAUCUUCGAUGGAAGUCGAUUGGAUAGGGUCGGUUAAGUACGAGGAGAUAUUCUACUACAUGGACUAUGCGCUUCUCCUGAUAUUCGGAGGAAUCCCUUGGCAAGUCUAUUUCCAGCGCGUUCUCUCCAGCAAAACUGCUGCGACCGCUCAACUGCUGUCAUUCGUAGCAGCAUUUGGCUGCAUCCUCAUGGCUAUUCCUCCUGUUCUGAUUGGGGCUAUUGCCAAAUCAACAGCUUGGAAUGAGACUGCCUACAAAGGCCCUUACCCACUCACCCAAGAUGAGACAAGCAUGAUAUUGCCGAUGGUAUUGCAAUACCUCACCCCAGAUUUCGUGUCAUUCUUUGGUCUCGGCGCAGUUUCAGCUGCCGUCAUGUCUUCAGCAGACUCCAGCGUUCUCUCCGCUAGCUCCAUGUUUGCAAGAAAUGUGUACAAAUUGAUUUUCAGACAAAGGGCCUCCGAAAUGGAAAUCAUUUGGGUGAUGCGCGUAUCGAUCCUCAUCGUCGGAUUUUUAGCCACCGUCAUGGCUCUGACAAUACCUUCAAUUUAUGGACUUUGGUCAAUGUGUUCUGAUUUAGUAUAUGUAAUAUUAUUCCCGCAACUGUUAAUGGUAGUGCACUUCAAGCACCAUUGCAAUACCUAUGGUAGUUUAGCUGCAUACAUCGUAGCGUUCUUCGUGCGUUUAUCCGGCGGAGAACCGAUGAUGGGUUUGCCAGCAUUCAUUCACUACCCGGGCUGGGACGAAGAAGGCCAACGACAAAUGUUCCCAUUCCGUACAAUGGCUAUGCUUUGUUCAUUGAUCACCUUAAUUUUCGUUUCCUGGUGGACUAAGUGGGUAUUCGAGACCGGCCGUCUCGCUCCUGGUUACGACUUCUUCCAUUGCGUCGUUAACAUACCGGAGGACAUACAGAGGGUCGGUGAUCCUAUCGAAGAUGGUGAGCAAAUGGCCGUCAUGGCAUCCGGGGCCAUGGGGAAACUGUACGGCGCUGCCAAUACAAUGGUUGGAAAAGACGAGAGAAAUGGUAGAAUAAAUCCGGCUCUUGAGGCCGAUGAUGAUAUUCCUGCAGGGGAAGUAGAGAAGCUGCGUAGUGCUAUAGGAUCAGGUGGAGGCGUCAGAUCCGGCGCUAAUCCUGGAGCAGUACAAACUACCCUCUGAUUAGACUAAGAGUACAACCCGCCCAAAUAAAAGAAGAAAGUAAAAACAAAAGAGAAAACAAAAAUUAGGUAGAGUAGAUUGUAACGUGGGCACGUAUGUAUUUUUGUGUCCUAAUACGGGGCUAGAGCAUCACUCCAACGAAGUCUUAAUCUUUUCAAUCAUCGAUGAAACAAAUCCAAUUAUAAAGAAAUCCCAAACCCCUCUGUUAUUUAGUUUCAGAAAUCGUAUACAUAUCAAGGAAUUGAUUCCUAAAAAAAAAGAAACAAACCUAAUACAUAUCAUUGUUGCUCCUUAACACUUAAACUCGUCAAAUAAAUGUAUAUAUAUAAAUUUUUAGCAGUAUUAGAGAGUAUAUAUGUUGAGGAAUAUAUUAUAUAAUUCUAUAAAAAAAAAAGAAUAUGAAAGAGAUAAAACUGUUUAUAUAUACAUAUACUAUAUAUAUAAAGUUGUUAUAAUUUAGCAACAUUGUUAACCAUAUACAUAUCUUUAUAAAUGUGGCUUAAAUUUUAUUUUUUAUCAUACGCUUCUUCUUAAAGCAGAAACAAA